AUUGACGCUUGUGAAUAUCUACCUACAGCAGGGAGUUUUGUUAGCUUCGGGUCUGUGUGGCUCAGCUGGCGAGUUUCCACAGUUAUCGUGUAAACAGCUCUUUUAACUGGUUUCAGAACAACAAAGCAAGGUUCGCUGGUGGGCGAACAUUAGCUUAAACACAAUGUUUCCAGCCGGCAGAUAUUCAAAUAAAGCCCACAGGUGCUUACGGGCAUUAAAAACGUUACAGAGCGAGCAUGCUGCCCCUCAGCUCUACACAGCACUACACAGGAGAGCAUGCUCCUCAACAGCGGCAGUGCCUCGCAUUACAACACACUACACCAUCUAUCCUCGGGAGAAAGACUCAAGAUGGGAAGGGAUCGAAAUGGAGAGGUUUGCGGAUGAGGCAGAUGUAGUUAUAGUAGGUGGGGGUCCCGCAGGUCUUUCAGCAGCCAUCCGCCUGAAACAGCUUGCUAAUGAGCAGGAGAAGGAGUUACGAGUGUGUCUGGUGGAGAAGGCCUCCCAGAUUGGAGCGCACACACUGUCCGGAGCCUGUCUGGAGCCCAGUGCACUCGCUGAACUAUUUCCUGAUUGGAAAGAAAGAGGCGCCCCUUUAAACACUCCAGUGACAGAAGAUAUUUUCAGCAUUUUAACAGAGAAACACAGAAUCCCUGUCCCCAUAUUGCCAGGUCUGCCUAUGAGGAACCAUGGUAACUACAUAGUGCGGUUGGGCAACCUGGUUCGCUGGCUGGGUGAGCAGGCAGAGGAGCUCGGGGUGGAGCUGUACCCUGGUUAUGCUGCAUCUGAGGUCCUGUUUCAUGAAGAUGGAAGUGUAAAGGGAAUCGCCACUAAUGAUGUAGGCAUCUCUAAGGAUGGCUCACCAAAGGAUGUCUUUGAAAGGGGAAUGGAGCUCCACGCCAAGAUCACGUUGUUUGGAGAGGGCUGUCAUGGCCACUUAGCCAAGCAACUUUACAAUAAAUUCAACCUGAGAGAGAAUUGUGAGCCUCAGACCUAUGCGAUCGGCUUGAAGGAGGUGUGGUCAAUUGAUGAGAAGAAGUGGAGGCCGGGCAGAGUGGAGCACUCCGUAGGUUGGCCCCUGAACAGGCACACAUAUGGAGGGUCAUUUCUGUAUCACCUGAAUGAAGGAGAACCACUGGUGGCUCUGGGCUUUGUGGUUGGUCUCGAUUACUCCAACCCGUAUCUCAGCCCUUUCAGAGAAUUUCAGCGCUGGAAACACCACCCAUUUAUUGCACCUACUCUAGAAGGAGGUCACAGAAUUGCAUAUGGAGCCAGGGCCCUGAAUGAGGGAGGAUUUCAGUCAAUCCCAAAGCUGACAUUUCCUGGAGGGCUGCUCGUUGGCUGCAGCCCAGGUUUCAUGAAUGUCCCAAAAAUAAAGGGAACUCACACGGCCAUGAAGAGUGGCAUGUUGGCAGCUGAGGCCAUUUUCCCCAAAGUGAUCGCUGAAGAGCCACAUUCUGAUACGAUAGGGCUCCAUGUGCCUGAAUAUGCUGAGAACCUAAAGAAAUCAUGGAUUUGGAAGGAACUUCAUUCGGUUAGAAACAUCAGGCCGUCGUUUCACAAUUACUUUGGCCUCUACGGCGGCAUGGUGUACACCGGCAUUUUCUACUGGAUCCUCCGUGGGAAAGAGCCAUGGACACUGAAACACAGAGGCCUUGAUGCACACCAGCUGAAACCAGCCAAAGAUUGCACGCCGAUCGAAUAUCCCAAACCCGAUGGCAAGAUAAGCUUUGACCUGCUGUCCUCAGUGGCUCUGAGCGGCACCAAUCACGAGGGGGACCAGCCACCGCAUCUGACCCUGAGGGAUGACAGUGUUCCGGUCAGCAGCAAUUUGUCCAUAUACGAUGGGCCUGAGCAGCGCUUCUGCCCUGCAGGUGUGUAUGAGUACGUCCCCACUGACGCUGGAGAUGGGAUGAGGUUGCAGAUAAAUGCUCAGAACUGUGUCCACUGUAAGACCUGUGACAUUAAGGAUCCCAGUCAGAACAUCAACUGGGUCGUUCCUGAAGGCGGCGGCGGACCUGCGUACAACGGAAUGUAAAUCUCAAGGAUUUUGGUUUUUGCCCUUCACAGCCUUCUGUGUGAAAUGAUAACUGUAAGUAUGAACAUUGACACGUUACAGAAUUACUGAGGAUCACAAAUGUCUUCAAGUGCAAAACAGAGGAACAACUAUGUUGCUAAUAAUAAAAAUCAUGUUUUUUAUUAUAAAACACUGAAACCAAACUUAGGAAGAAACUGUCAAGUCAGAAUAAAUAAUCAAUUUUCUUAUAACCACAGAAUUGGCAUUCAGAACUGUUUGAAUCGUCUGUUUUUUUUCAAUGUUUUCAACGGACCGUAAAAGCUAAUAUAUUUAAUUCUAGACGUGUAAUGAAGCGUACAUUUUAUUUUUGGAAACACACAUAUAGUGAUGUGUUUAACAAUAAUACAAAUAUUUACUGUUUGCAUUAGAAAACAGUGUUCAUAUCAGUCUAUGUUGCCUUACAUAAAAAUGGUGAUCUAGGCCUCUACUGUCAGCCCUGGCUGAAUUAGUGGUGAUAAUGUGUCGUAGAACAAAUGGAUGUGGUCACACAGCUACCGGUGUCUGGUAUUGGAAAUAACUCUGCAUGAGAUGUGUUCCCUUUCAAAUUUCUGACCAAGUAAAUUAAAUUAUGUUAAUUAUAAUAAUGUUAAGUACUUUUGUGUGUCUGUGUAGGGUUUAUAAUUGAGGCAUCACUGACUCUGAUACUAAUGGGUCAAUGUUUUCGCAAUAAAUUUAACAAUGCACAUUAGCAGAGACAUUUAAAAGGAAUCCCUUUAAGAGGAAACUCUAUAGUCAUACAUCAUGGGAGUACUUAGGACUCCUUAUGGGUAUUUGAAACCAGUAAUUGCGAUGAAUGACAACUUAUCUUACCAUAUAAUCGUGAACUUGCACAAAGUUAUAUCCAAAAACAGCAACGGACAGUUGUUGACCUACUUCAACAUCACUUGAUUAAAUCCAUAUUAACAUCGUUGUACAAACUUAUGAACGAAGAACACUUGAGUGCUGUAUUUUGAUUUAUUGAUCUUUGUACAAAGCAUAAUAAAACAAAUGGACAGACUGU
This is a messenger RNA of Cynoglossus semilaevis (tongue sole), 3074 nucleotides long. RefSeq names its product electron transfer flavoprotein dehydrogenase (gene etfdh). The transcript has 13 exons. Gene Ontology annotation, cellular component: mitochondrial inner membrane. Lineage: Eukaryota; Metazoa; Chordata; Actinopteri; Pleuronectiformes; Cynoglossidae. The record is from RefSeq and is a predicted model, not a curated record. Bases 164 to 2035 code for a protein of 623 amino acids. Gene Ontology annotation, biological process: electron transport chain. Gene Ontology annotation, molecular function: iron-sulfur cluster binding; electron-transferring-flavoprotein dehydrogenase activity.